CUGUCGUAAUCAAACCCUGCCGGAAGAAGUCAUGUGCUGCUGUAGAAAGCUCGAGAUUCAACAUGGCCACCUGCAUGAGAAUGCUUGGUGCUUGCAAGUACUCGUACAAAAAAGGGGCAAUUGUUUCGAAAAAUUACUCCAGUAUGUUUACAACUGGGGCUGUUCGGUCUCUGGUGAACGAGACGUCUAGCUGGACUGGACUGGUGACUAAACGCUCUUAUUCUACGAGUGGUACACUUAGAAAAACCUUAUGCAACGGCGGCUUUGGUAACGUUAUUCCAUCAACGACAGGAGUUGGAAGGCUCGCAAAGCUGAACCGAUGGGCAAGGGCUACCAGUGUCUUCGCCGCCGAGAGGCAAGUUUUGAAUUCGGCUUCACCGUUCGACUCUGAUCAUCGGAGGUUGUUUGGCAGCAAAGGUAGUGGUGCCGGGUUUUCGGGGGAAGAUGGGUCGGAGAGCAGCGGGUCUGGGGGAGACGAGUCAGGGGGCGAUGGAGGAAUCCCAUACAACUCUCCCCAAAUGACAGCUCUCACCCCCAUGCUUGUGCCUGAAGUUUUUCCCAACGUGCCACUGAUCGCCGUCAGUAGAAACCCGGUUUUCCCGAGGUUCAUCAAGAUAAUCGAGGUGAAGAAUAAGCAGCUGAUGGAUCUGCUGAGGCGCAGAGUUCGAUUGGCUCAGCCGUACGCCGGGGUGUUCUUGAAGAAAGACGACAGUAAUGAGUCUGACAUGGUGGAGAGUCUGGAUGCCAUCUAUAACACCGGCACCUUCGUCCAGAUCCAUGAGAUGCAAGACUUGGGAGACAAGCUGAGGAUGAUAGUCAUGGGCCACCGACGGAUUCGCAUCACCAAGCAGCUGGAGGUGGAGCCAGACGAACCCACGCCUGUAGCCGAGGCAGAGGGGGCGGGGCAACAGCCCAAACCGCCACGCAGGAAACCCAAACGCUCGCGCAAGGACCCGCCUGCCUCGUCAGCCGAGGCGAUGGAGGAGAACGUUCUGGAGGCGGACCUGUUGCCGGAGGUCGUCCCGUUGCCCUCCUCGGACAUUCUAAUGGUGGAAGUGGACAACGUGGUCCACGAGCAGUUUGAGGUCACGGAGGAGGUCAAGGCCCUGACGGCAGAGAUCGUCAAAACAAUCCGUGACAUCAUCGCCCUUAACCCGCUCUACAGGGAGUCUGUGCUCCAGAUGAUGCAGGCGGGGCAGAGGGUCGUCGACAACCCCAUCUACCUCAGCGACAUGGGCGCCGCUCUGACGGGGGCGGAGUCACACGAGCUGCAGGACGUCCUCGAAGAGACUAAUAUCCCCAAACGUCUGUACAAAGCCCUGUCGCUACUGAAGAAGGAAUAUGAGCUCAGUAAACUACAGCAGCGUCUGGGCAGAGAGGUGGAGGAGAAGAUCAAGCUGACACACAGGAAGUACCUGCUGCAGGAGCAGCUGAAGAUCAUCAAGAAGGAGCUGGGCCUGGAGAAGGAGGACAAGGACGCCAUCGAGGAGAAGUUCCGCGAGCGUCUGAAGGGCCGCACCGUGCCGCAGCACAUCAUGGACGUCAUCAACGAGGAGCUCACCAAGCUCAACCUCCUGGACAACCACUCUUCUGAGUUCAAUGUGACUCGCAAUUACCUUGACUGGCUCACGUCCAUGCCAUGGGGCACCAACAGUGAGGAGAACAUGGCGCUUGGCCGUGCCAAGGAGGUGUUGGAGGAAGAUCAUUAUGGGAUGGACGAAGUUAAAAAGCGCAUCCUGGAAUUCAUAGCGGUGAGCCAGCUCCGAGGCUCCACCCAGGGGAAGAUCCUGUGUUUUUACGGCCCCCCAGGAGUGGGCAAGACCAGCAUCGCCCGCUCCAUCGCCCGGGCUCUCAACAGAGAGUACUUCCGUUUCAGUGUGGGGGGCAUGACCGACGUGGCAGAGAUCAAAGGUCACAGGAGAACUUAUGUCGGUGCCAUGCCUGGGAAGAUCAUUCAAUGCCUAAAGAAGACCAAGACCGAAAACCCUCUGGUUCUCAUAGAUGAGGUGGAUAAGAUCGGACGUGGUUACCAGGGAGACCCGUCGUCUGCGCUGCUGGAGCUGUUGGACCCGGAACAGAACUACAACUUCGUGGACCACUACCUGGAUGUGCCUGUCGACCUGUCCAAGGUGCUGUUCAUUUGUACGGCUAACGUGACUGACACCAUCCCAGAGCCACUCCGAGACCGCAUGGAGAUGAUCAACGUGUCUGGAUACGUGGCCCAGGAGAAGCUAGCCAUCGCUGAGAGGUACCUGGUGCCCCAGCUGAGGGCUCAGUGUGGCCUGACAGAGGAGAAGACUGCCAUCUCCUCCGAGGCUCUGAACCUGCUCAUCAAACAGUACUGCAGGGAGUCUGGGGUCAGGAACCUCCAGAAGCAAGUGGAGAAGGUGUUCCGGAAGGUGGCGUUCCGUAUUGUGAACGGGGAGGAGACAGAGGUAGAGAUUACCCCCAGCAACCUGCAGGACUAUGUGGGCAAGCCGAUCUUCACUGUGGACCGGAUGUAUGAUGUCACACCGGCGGGCGUGGUGAUGGGCCUGGCCUGGACUGCCAUGGGUGGAUCAACCCUGUUUAUCGAGACUUCUCUGCGGCGUCCCCGGGGUGCUGCGGUUGGUAAGGACGGGCCCGGAGAGGGCACCCUGGACCUGACGGGGCAGCUGGGAGACGUGAUGAAGGAGAGUGCCAAGAUUGCCUUCACCUUUGCCAGAGCCUUCCUCAUGAAACAGCAGCCAGACAACACUUUCCUGACCGAGUCCCACAUGCAUCUGCAUGUACCUGAGGGAGCCACUCCCAAGGAUGGUCCGAGCGCCGGCUGUACUAUCGUCACGGCGCUGUUGUCCCUGGCAACCAACACGCCGGUGCGUCAGAACGUGGCCAUGACCGGGGAGCUGUCCCUGACCGGAAAGAUCCUGCCUGUAGGGGGCAUCAAGGAGAAGACCAUCGCUGCAAAGCGUGCCGGCGUGACCUGCCUCAUCCUGCCCGCAGAAAACAAGAAGGACUUCUCGGACCUGCCAGAUUUCAUCACCGAGGGCCUGGAGGUGCACUUUGUAGAUCACUACAGCAAGCUGUUCAGCAUCGCGUUCCCCCAGCAGUGACCAGGAGACAGAGACACUGGCGGGAAACUUCGCUCUGCUGCUGGGGGCUGAAGGAAAGACCACAGGAGAUGAAGUUAUAUAGAUGAUUGACAAGCACACCAUUUUGUGGCCACUGUACGACACUAUGGGAGCAUGUGUGAGUUCUUCAGAAGACUGGACCUCAUAGCAGAACAGAGCCUGGCGGGCCUCAGAGGACUAACAUUUCAGGACCAUAGUGAAGAUCCCCAACAGACCAUCACCAGUUGGGAUUAUGACCUUGCUGCCACGCAGCCUAGAUUUACAGAUUUUUUUUUGUUUUUGUAUCUAUCAAAUAUGUAUGACAUUAUAUAUAACUGCUGUAAAUGCCUGACUACGGUUUAAAUUUGUCAAGUUUGGUUACUCUCCACACUAAAAUAAUUUCUUGUGACAGGU
Messenger RNA from Osmerus eperlanus (European smelt), 3503 nucleotides. RefSeq names its product lon peptidase 1, mitochondrial (gene lonp1). The transcript is spliced from 18 exons. Gene Ontology annotation, molecular function: ATP binding; ATP hydrolysis activity; ATP-dependent peptidase activity. Gene Ontology annotation, biological process: chaperone-mediated protein complex assembly; protein quality control for misfolded or incompletely synthesized proteins; protein catabolic process. The record is from RefSeq and is a predicted model, not a curated record. The coding region runs from base 63 to 3092 and encodes 1009 amino acids. Gene Ontology annotation, cellular component: mitochondrial matrix. Lineage: Eukaryota; Metazoa; Chordata; Actinopteri; Osmeriformes; Osmeridae.